Molecule: messenger RNA, 2079 nt
Organism: Exophiala bonariae
Lineage: Eukaryota; Fungi; Ascomycota; Eurotiomycetes; Chaetothyriales; Herpotrichiellaceae
Exons: 1
Coding region: 1-2079 (692 amino acids)
Biological process (GO): DNA-templated transcription; positive regulation of transcription by RNA polymerase II
Molecular function (GO): zinc ion binding; DNA-binding transcription factor activity, RNA polymerase II-specific; sequence-specific DNA binding
Source: RefSeq, a predicted model, not a curated record
AUGAAACUUCCUGCAUGUGAACGAUGCAGAAUACGCAAAGUCAAGUGCGACACAUAUGCCCCUAAAUGUACGGGAUGUAUGCGCGGUAAUGCGGCCUGCAUCAUCGUCGACCCUCUCACAAAUGAGAGAUACACACGAGAUGGUUUGGUCCAGAUGGAGCAAAAACUUCGGCUUCUCGAAGCGAAUGCUGUGGCGACAUCGCCUGACAAGGUUACGUCAGACAAAGGCAUCCAGAAGGGUACGAAGAUUCACUUUGUUGGCGAUGGUAGUGGAUUGAAUUUCUUUGAACGUUUAUCAACCACUGCGAGGACAAGACUGCCUUCUUUGAACGAAUCACCGAGUGCAGUGCACCAUCCGUCUUAUAACAGCUCAGCGGUCACGCCACAAAUAUUGCCUAACCUAGACACGGCAACGCUUCUCAUUACGCAUUACUUAAGCCAUGUGCAGUUGCAUCAUCCUUUGUUAGCUAAGUGUACUGUUUCAGACUUGUUGCAACGUGGUUAUUAUUCGAACAAUGCCCAGGUUUCUGCAGAGGACAUGUACCGGCUGUUCAUGGUCUUUGCUAUCAGUUCAGUGACAACCUACAGGAGGGGUCAAACCACUGUACACCCGUACGGAUACUUUCGUGCAGCUCAACGUUAUGCAUCACAGGUUAGCAUGUUAGGCGGCAUAGCAGGUGUCCAGAACCUUUUGCUCGUUGCUCGAUUUGCAAUGUACUACCAUAUCGAUUGCUCGAUCUGGGAUAUCGCUCGGUUCUGCAUGAGAGAAUGCAUUGCAUUGGGAUUCCAUCGUCCCCCAACGGAGCCAUUGCCUCCUCUGCAAGAACAAAUCCAGCGGAAUGUGUUCUGGGACUGCUAUGUGCAUGAUCGAUACAGUUCAGGUAUCCUUGGACGGCCGUACGCGAUAGCCGAAGAUGAUAUUACCGUUGAACUUCCCCUUGAAAUGAGUGAAGAGAUAAUUUCGUCCUCACCAUCCGAAUCCCUCAGCGAACUGAAGGUAGAGGACCACAACCUACCGAAUGGAGCUUCUGUCUUCCGAUUCGUCAUCAAGCUGCGGAGAAUUAUUACCAGGAUUUCCAAUUGUUUCUACAGUUCUGGUGGCCAUGUGCAACACCGUAGACGUACCAUUACCGAUGCAGGGCGAGUCAGAGUUGACCUGCAUCGCUUCCUGAGGGAGCUGGAAUGCGCUCGAGAGCAUGCGCCCGUCUUCGAGAGCCCAGAGAGUCUAUAUGAGCGAUCUGAGUGGUAUGACUUUCUCGUCGAAAAGGACAAGCUCACCCUGAUACGCGGGGCUCUAGCCCAGAUACCAGUAGAUGGCUUGCAUCCGCCACGUGAGCUCCUCAAAGAAUCACUACGAUGUGCUACUAGUGUCAUUGAGCUUUACAGUACAAUGUUCUCUAAUGGUCAAAUCACCUGGACUAGGUCAUAUUUCCAGAUCAUGUUCACCUCUGGCCUGUCCAUCAUGUACACUUUGUCACUGCUGAAGCAUGAGAAGUCGUUUCGAGAAUCGGGCGAUAAAGGGGCCUUUCUACGUGCCUCACGAGCUUUAACGACUGCUUGUGAGCUGAUGAAGAUGUUCGUGAGCGAAAUGCCGGACGCCGGUAGGUUUGCAGACAUUUUCGAGGUCCUGGUGAAACGACAUACAGGCACGGGAAGUCGAGCUCGGCCGAGCCGGGCGGCCUCUCCUACUUCACGAGAUCACGUUGCGCACCAGCUAAUCACCCAUUCGGAAGCACCAGACAAACCUCAGCCGCCGCCGCCACAGCAUGAUAUCAACGUGGUGUCAAUGACCGCCCCAUCACGGCAAGAUGAGUAUUUCGACGUAUCAAUCCCCGCAGCUGACACUACCGGAAUCCAAGUAGAGCCUAUGCUCAGUGCUCCGACAGGACCAGACCAGCAAGAGGACGAUCUUGCAAUGCUAGAUCUGGAUCUCGACAACUUCCAGAACUGGUCGCUCUUCCCGGCCAACACGGACAACAUGCUCGGCCAGGUCGAGGCCGGUCUGGGCGAAUACGUAUGGGGUACGCCCCCGGACGAUAGCCUCUGGGACCAGUGGGAUUUCUUCCGUGGUCCUUCAUGA